Molecule: messenger RNA, 582 nt
Organism: Pipistrellus nathusii (Nathusius's pipistrelle)
Lineage: Eukaryota; Metazoa; Chordata; Mammalia; Chiroptera; Vespertilionidae
Source: the annotation of a GenBank genome assembly
AUGGUAACCCCCAAGCCCAUGCUCUGGGCGCUCCUGCUGGCGCUGCUGAGAACCUCGGUCCCCACCCAGCCCCGCGCCUGCAGUGUCCCCGAUGUGCUGCGCCACUACCAAGCCGUCAUCUCCGAGGACCUGCAGGCCGCUGCGAGGCGGGCAGGGCCCGGGGCUGCAGGGGACGGGCCAGGCCCCAGGCAGCUCCGUUUCGCUGAGAAAAACCAGACUGACGCCGUGGCCGGUGGACGCCGGGGUCGGGAGGGGCCCUCCUGUGGUGCCCAGAAGGAGCACAGCGUCAUCGCGGCCAUCGCGGCCCUGGGCCGGGCCCUGCGCAGAGCGGUGGCGGGGGCGCCCCGCGGGGCCCUGGAGCGAGCCGCCUGGACCGUGGCCCUGCGCACCGAGGCGGUGCUGCGGCGCCACUGCCGGCCGCUGCGCCAGCCGAGCCGCCCGGGCUGGUGGGCCCAGCCGCGCACUGGGCACCGGCACCCGCACCGCGGCCGGAGGCGGCGCCUGCUGCGGGCCCUGGAUGCCGUCGCCACCUGCUGGGAGAAGCUCUUUGCCCUGCGCGCCCUGGGCAGCCGGGGCCCCUAG